Molecule: messenger RNA, 619 nt
Organism: Pocillopora verrucosa
Lineage: Eukaryota; Metazoa; Cnidaria; Anthozoa; Scleractinia; Pocilloporidae
Source: RefSeq, a predicted model, not a curated record
AUGUUGUUCGACACUUCAACAAGUAUAACAGAGGAGGGAUUUUGGUCGAUGAAAAGCUUUGCAACUUUUAUGAUACAGCUGAUGGAAUUGGGAUCAACGAAAACUCGUGUGUGUCUUGUAAAGUUCCCAAUGAGACCAACACUUGUGUCUAGUUUCACCAAAUUUUCUUCCACGGAUGACAUCGAGUCUGCUAUUGGUUCAAUUGUUUACGGAGAUGGAGACACGGACGUUGAAGAGGGUUUGAGGGUAGCAGCAGAUGAACUGUUUAAGGAGGAGAGUGGCACGAAGCCGGAAGAAUCCAAGAUCCUGAUUGUAUUUUCAGAUGGUGGUUUUGGAGGUUUCUACUUGGAUCCCAGGAUAAAUGCAACACACGUGAUCACAGUCGCAAGCGGUCCAGUAAUUCACAGAGAUCAGCUCGAGUCACUCGUUAAAGAUCCGAAAAAAGACUUCUUUACCAUUGCUGAUGAUUCGGCCAAAAGAGUGGUGCAGCGAAUAAAUGAGUUGACCCAAAAGGACUGCAACGAGGGAUGAUUGAGCCUCACUUUCCAAGGAAGAGGAGGAUUGUAGUUUUUAAUUAUUGAACAAAUUGCUGUAAAAGAUCUGAAUUGUAAAAAGGGUA